Molecule: messenger RNA, 435 nt
Organism: Aegilops tauschii subsp. strangulata
Lineage: Eukaryota; Viridiplantae; Streptophyta; Magnoliopsida; Poales; Poaceae
Source: RefSeq, a predicted model, not a curated record
AUGGCUGCUCUGGCGAGGCGCGUGGGGCGGGGUCGACAAGACGCUCGGGCGGAGGCGGCUGGGAGGAGGAGCCCGGGCACGAGGAGGCGGCGGCGUGCUGGUGAGCUCGGGAGGAGGCGCGAGGGGUCCUCGUGGCUGCUGCUGCUCGCCGGCGACGGCUGGGGGCGGGGGGUCGGCGAGACCCUCGGGCGGAGGCGGCUGGGAGGAGGAGCCCAGGCCCGAGGAGGCGGCGGCGCGCUGGUGAGCAAGCUGGGGAGCUCGGGAGGAGGCGCGAGGGGUCCUCGUGGCUGCUGCUGCUCGCCGGCGACGGCUGGAUCAGCUGGUUUUCUGCGCGCGGGGGGAGGGGGUGUUUAUGCAGAAAAUGCCACGUCGGCACCCGACAGGCGGGCCCCACCAGUCAGAUAUACCGUCAAUACGUGUUUAUACGCGAUUUAG